This is a messenger RNA of Xyrauchen texanus (razorback sucker), 7632 nucleotides long. Its product is annotated as E3 ubiquitin-protein ligase HECW1-like. The coding region runs from base 174 to 4937 and encodes 1587 amino acids. The record is from RefSeq and is a predicted model, not a curated record. The transcript is spliced from 29 exons. Lineage: Eukaryota; Metazoa; Chordata; Actinopteri; Cypriniformes; Catostomidae. Gene Ontology annotation, molecular function: ubiquitin-protein transferase activity; protein binding. Gene Ontology annotation, biological process: regulation of dendrite morphogenesis.
GGUUGUAUGGUCGAAAUGUCUCUCUACUGGAUACUUCUGGACGUGAUUAACGCGUUUUGGUUUUAAACUCGCCGUUGGAGUGGGAUUAUGAUUCACCGACAGGUCAUUCUGUCGCAGUAACUCCCUGACCUUCUCCUCAGGAUUUGAUGUGAACUUUGAGUUGGCGAAUCAUAAUGCUGCUACACCUGUGUAGUGUAAAGAACCUGUACCAGAGCAGGUUCCUGGGCCUGGCGGCGAUGACCUCGCCAUCUAGGAGCUCACAGAACCGGCGCUGGUGCAAGGAUGGGAUGCGAUUCAGCUUUGUUCACCCCAACAACCCCAGCGAUGCUCUGGCUCUGCCCCGGUCUACAAGUGAUACGGAUCUGGUGUCCUUGCAAAGCCGUUCCGCCCUAACAGUCAGCACUUCCCUCUACUGCAUUGGCCAAUCAGACGACAUUGUCAUCUGCUGGGACAUUAAAGAGGAAGUGGAUGCUGGUGACUGGAUUGGCAUGUACAUUAUUGAUGAGGUUCUGUCUGAAAACUUUCUUGACUAUAAGAGUCGUGGUGUGAGUGGCUCCCACAAAGGGCAGAUCGUGUGGAAGAUCGAUGCCAGCUUGUACUUUGUGGAGGCUGAGACGAAGGUUUGUUUCAAAUAUUACCAUGGAUUGACUGGAGCGCUUAGAGCCACUACACCCAGCGUGAUAGUGCGGAACCCCUCUGCCUCUGCAUUGAAACCUGUCAUCCAUCAGGAUGUUUCUCAGACUUUGGGCAGCAGGAGGCUCAUCAGCUUCUCUCUGUCAGACAUUCAGGCAGUGGGUCUAAAGAAGGGAAUGUUUUUUAAUCCAGAUCCAUACCUGAAAAUCGCUAUCCAGCCUGGAAAGCACAGCAUCUUCCCUGCUCUGCCCCACCACGGUCAGGAGAAAAGGUCAGGCAUCAUCUGCAACACAGUGAACCCGGUCUGGAAGAGAGAGCGAUUUAAAUUUGUUUCCCUGCCGACGGAUGUGUUGGAGAUUGAGGUGAAAGAUAAAUUUGCCAAGAGCAGACCCAUCAUCAAACGCUUCCUGGGAAAACUGGUCGUGCCUGUACAGAGGCUGGUGGAGAAGCAUGCUAUUGGGGACCGUGUGGUGAGUUACACUUUAGGCCGGCAGCUUCCAACGGAUCAUGUCAGUGGACAGCUGCAGUUUCGGUUUGAUAUAACCUCCUCCGUUCACCCAGAUGAUGAUGAGGUGUCCCUCAAUGCAAUGCCAGUCUAUGAUGUAGUUCCAGACCAGGAGGCUGUUCAAAAGCGCUGCGAAGGCCUACCAGCUGCAGCCAAUCUACCUAUGCAGGAUGCGUUGAGUUUGGGGCCUGGCAUGCCAGAGGUCCCUGACAAAUGUCCUCCAGAAGCAGAGACCCAGGAUGUUGCACCUUCCUCCCCAACUGAGCCCAGGAAGGAGACCCAACCAGAUACAGAAGGAUCAGAGAAUGCAGGAGUAAGUGAUCUUGUAACCGGCCAUGGGGAGGGCAGGAACGCAGAGGCAAUACUUAGUGAUGUUACAACUGAAACUGAAGAGCAGGACCCCAGAAAAACAGACGAAGAACCAGGGGAAAUGCAGGAGGAAGCUUUGUGUGAGACUCCAAUGGAGGCUUUUGAAGAUACAGGUGGAGGUGACACGGGAAGUGCUGCAGAUUUAGGUACGGAGCACGUAGACGUUGGGGAGGGCUUGGGCCCUGAGCAAAUGGAAAUGAGGGUAGAAGGAGAUGGGAAUGCAGAAGAACCUUGUUCCCCAAGGAUGCGUAGUACCUUGAAGCGCAAGAGCCGGCCUUGCUCGCUUCCUGUGUCUGAGUUAGAGACAGUCAUCGCCUCAACCUGUGGUGAACCUGAGACACCCCGGUCUCACUACAUCCGCAUUCAUCAUCUACUGCACAGCUUGCCUUCAGCACAACGCCACCAUAACAGUCAAGAUGAAGAUGAGGUACCAGAAUCUUCGGAGGAGCUCACUGUCAAACCCAAGGAGGACAAAGAAGAAGAGGUGGAUGAGGAUGAAGUGUCCGAGGCUCAGUCACCAUCCAUAGUCCCCGAGUGUCCCAAACCGUGUUGCCGUCGGACGCUGCCGCGUAGCCUCUCCAUCGAGCAUCUGUCAGAACUCAACCAGCUUCUGGAGGGAGAAAGACCCUCACCAUCCACCCUGCGGCCAGAUAGUGAAGACAGAGGUGGAAGUAGACGGGGUCCUAGCGAGUGUGAACUGUGCGACAAUUCCUGCUACAGCACUUCGUGUUACAGCACGUCCUGUUACAGCACUUCCUGUUAUAGUAACUCGGGUUACGAGGGGCGUAACCAUCUCUGCAGCCAUACACGCCUUUCUUCGGUAGAUAGCACCCGUUUGUCAGAGAGCACUGUUUUCUCCUCGCAGGAGGAAGAGGAGGAGGAGAACAGUGCUUUUGAGUCCAUCUCAGACUCGAUGCAAAGCCCAGAUGUUAGGGGGCCAGGAGACGGGUCGGCUCAGUCGAGGGGGUCGUCGUCGGAAAAUAGUCCCCUGAGAGAAGACCAGGGCGAGGAAUCACCAGUAGCUGGACCGAGUGUUAGGUCAUCAGGCAGUUGUCAUAUGCAAUGCAGUCAUCAUGCAAUCACUCAGCUUCCUGCUUUGCGGCCUGACCCCCAUCAUUACCCAAGUGUUGAUGAACCAUUACCUCCAAAUUGGGAGGCCAGGAUAGACAGUCAUGGCCGUGUUUUCUAUGUGGACCAUGUGAACCGCACCACCACGUGGCAGAGACCCAGUCAUGCAGCCAAGUGCACAGGCAUCCAGAGAUCCAGCUCCACUCAACAGAUGGAGCAGCUCAACAGGAGGUAUCAGAACAUUCAGAGGACUAUGGCUACAGAUGAUGAAUCAGCCAGUCAUGGUCAUGAGAGGAACAACAGUCCGGAUACAGAGAAUGAAUCCACACCACAGACAGCAGAUCAGAGAACAGAAGGUUCUGCAUCUCCUGUGAAUAAUCAGAACAUCACACUAUUGCUUCAAUGUCCAGCUGUAAAGUUUGUUAGCCACCCAGAAUUCUUCACAGUCCUCCAUGCCAACUGUGGGGCGUAUAGGAUGUUUACCAGCAGCACCUGUCUGAAGCACAUGAUUCUGAAAAUACGACGAGAUGUGCGCAACUUUGAGCGAUAUCAACACAACCGCGACCUUGUGACUUUCCUCAACAAAUUUGCUGAUACUCAACUGGAGCUCCCCAGAGGCUGGGAAAUCAAAACUGACCAGCAGGGCAAGUCAUUCUUUGUGGACCAUAACAGUCGUGCAACGACCUUCAUUGACCCCAGAAUUCCCCUUCAGAAUGGCCGUCUGCCCAAUCACCUCACACACAGACAACACUUACAAAGACUGCGCAGCUAUAGUGCAGGAGAGGCAUCAGAGGUGUCCCGCAACAGAGGAGCAUCACUUGUGAACAGACCUGGACACAGUCUUGUAGCUGCUGUCAAAAGUCAAUGCCAGCCUGAUUCAGUGCCUCUAGCUUACAAUGACAAGAUUGUGGCUUUCCUCCGUCAACCAAACAUACUGGAUGUGCUGCAGGAACGGCAGCCCAGUCUAGCCAGGAAUCACACACUCAGGGAGAAACUCCAUUACAUCAGGAGUGAGGGUCCACAAGGUGUUGAAAAGCUGUCUUGUGACGCAGACGUGGUUAUACUAUUAAGUCUGUUUGAGGAGGAGAUCAUGUCUUUUAUUCCAUCUCACUCCUUCCACCCCGGCCUCAGCUUCUCUCCACGCUGUUCUCCUGGCUCCUCACCACAGAGCUCACCUGGCUUGCAGAGGGCUAGAGCGCCUGCUCCAUACCGCAGAGACUUUGAAGCGAAACUUCGCAAUUUUUACAGGAAGCUGGAGGCAAAAGGCUAUGGCCAGGGGCCAGGAAAAAUUAAGCUAAUCAUUAGGAGGGAACAUUUACUGGAAGGCACCUUUAAUCAAGUGAUGGCAUACUCGCGCAAAGAGCUCCAGAGGAACAAGCUCUACAUCACCUUUGUCGGAGAGGAAGGUUUGGACUACAGUGGCCCAUCGCGGGAGUUCUUCUUCCUGUUGUCUCAAGAGCUGUUUAACCCAUAUUAUGGUUUGUUCGAAUAUUCAGCCAAUGACACGUACACCGUGCAGAUUAGCCCCAUGUCUGCAUUUGUGGAGAAUCAUUUAGAAUGGUUCCGUUUCAGUGGUCGUAUUUUGGGUCUGGCUUUGAUCCACCAGUAUUUGUUGGAUGCUUUCUUCACCCGUCCAUUCUACAAGGCCCUGCUUAAACUAGUGACAGAUCUAAGUGAUUUGGAGUACCUGGAUGAGGAGUUUCAUCAGAGCUUACAGUGGAUGAAGGACAACGAUAUCACUGAUAUACUGGAUCUGACGUUUACAGUCAACGAGGAGGUCUUUGGACAGGUGACAGAGAGGGAACUGAAGUCAGGGGGAUCCAACAUCCAAGUGACAGAGAAGAACAAGAAGGAAUACAUUGAACGCAUGGCCAGAUGGAGGGUGGAGAGGGGGGUGGUACAGCAGACCGAAUCCCUUGUACGAGGUUUCUACGAGGUUGUAGACUCUCGUCUGGUGUCAGUGUUCGAUGCUCGUGAGCUGGAGCUGGUCAUCGCAGGGACGGCCGAGAUUGAUUUGAAUGACUGGAGAUCCAACACAGAGUACAGAGGAGGUUACCAUGAUGGUCACAUUGUGAUGCGUUGGUUCUGGGGCGCAGUGGAGCGCUUCAAUAAUGAACAGAGGCUGCGACUGCUCCAGUUUGUGACGGGAACGUCCAGCAUCCCCUAUGAGGGUUUUGCUGCACUGCGCGGGAGCAACGGCCUGCGGCGCUUCUGCAUUGAAAAGUGGGGAAAGGUCACCUCUUUGCCAAGGGCGCAUACAUGCUUCAACCGUCUGGAUAUGCCUCCCUAUCCAUCAUACACUAUGCUGUAUGAGAAACUUCUAACUGCUGUGGAAGAGACCAGCACCUUUGGCCUGGAGUGAAAGCAUGCAGGAAACAUAUAAGACUUGAUUUUUUUAAAUGCAAUUACACAAUAGACUUUUUAGAGAUUUUUUAAAUAAAUAUAUCUAACAAAUCGUUUGAUUUGAGGACGGAGGCAUUUGAUAUGUUGUUUUGUUUGUAUUUUUGGUUCAAGAUGGCUUGAAAUAGCAUGUUUCUGCACUAAAAUGCAAGAUAUAUUGUAAUAUUCAGUCAUAAUGGAAGUAUUGUGGGAAAACCACAAUGUAUGCAAUAGUGAAAGAAGAACCAGAAAACCUUCCAGCCUAUUGUAUCGAACUGACUUCCUGCUCAUCAUCACUCUAUUGGUCAGGCAUCAACAUAUCCCCUCUGUGAUUGGUAUUGCCAUGCUUAUGGGCACCUAAGGAUGGUUACCACCUUUCACCUCACUAGCUUCGGCCCUGCUUAUGGGUAUAUGACUCUCUUAACAUAUGGUCAUCUAUGACAUCCAAUACCUGGCCAUAUUCGGAAUGGAAUACUAGCAUACUGAUUACUACAUACUACACAGUAUUUACUAUAUACAACAUACUAUUUUAUAGUAUGCAAGUAGUAUGCAAAACAGUAUAUACAAAGUAUAUACAAACCAAAUUGCAACAUAAACCUUUCAAACUGUAGUAUGCUACAUUGUUGUCACAUUGCCUUAUUAGGUUGCAUGUUCAAUACUAUUAUCAUUUAAGUUUUAUAUCAUUUUAUUUAAAAAUGUCUUCACUUUUGGCAGUCCCGUCAAAUAUAAAAUAAAAAAGAUGUAAAAAAUUGCACUUGUUCAUACUGGAAACACAUUUUUAUAACAUAAAAUGACUCCAUGAUGUAUUCUCUGCUUGCACAUUUUGCUAAAUGUAUUAGGUCAUCUAGGAAUUCUACAGAAAAUUCACAUCUUGUGCAGAGUACAGUGUACAUACUGCAAAAGUACUAUAGUAGUAUGAUAGUAUGCUAAUCCGAACAUAGCCACUGGCACCAAACCUGGUAACUCAUUUAAAAUGUCAUGCUCAUAUCAUUGGCUAUGUCUGCCUCUACAUUAUCCCUGUGAAGAGUUUUAUUGCACACAUACUUUGAAAUAUUCAACCUUUCUGAUUUUGACAAUGACUCAUUUAAUCAAAGUGGCUGUUAAGACGAUGACCUAAAAAAAGUCUAAAACCUGUUCAAGAUCUUGUCACCUUAUUAAUCUGAUGAGUGCUCAAAAACUUUAAGUAAGAAGUACAUAUGGAAACAGGUACAAGUAAAGACAUACAUAAAACAUUUAUGGAGUUUUUUUGUUCCUUGCCAUAGUCGCCUUCGGCUUGCGCACUGGGGUUACAAAUAUAAUUAUUAUUGAAUUACUUAUUUUAAAACACAAUUCACAAUCGUAUUUUAACUAAUUACACAAUGAUGAUUCAUCGACAUUAUAGACAUUACAGUUUUAUCUUCUGUUAAUGCCUGAUCAUCUUGUUGACAUGUUGUGAAAGGCACUUUACAAAUAAAAUUGACUUGACUUGACAUACACAUGACACAGGUGAUGUAAGUGACUUCACUGUUUAACCAAUUUAGUAACCCAAGUACUAAGCUCAUCAGAUCUGUCUUAUGCCAGAGUCUUUGUGGCCACAUCAAAAAUAACUGUAAUUCUUUUGAACAAUGCUUCUUAAAGGUCAAAUAUUUUUAGGGCCCAGGGAUGAGAAUCUGAAAAUGACACAAGGCAAUUGCAUGACUUUGGAUCCAAUUCCAGUUGUAAAAUAUCCCUGAGAUAUUUCUCUGAAAUCCUCAAUAUCAUGGGAAGUUGUGGGCAUUACCAUAAAGAUUUUUAAUUUUUUUUAUUAAGACCCUAUCUCCACCUUGUGUGUGAUCGCAUAUUAAGAAGCUUUUAAAAAAUGGCUUUUAAUAAUUUAUUUGUAUGAUUUAUUGCUUCACAGCUUCCAUCACAACAGUCACACAAACAUACUGUAUAGAGAUAAGACUGUAUAACAGGCUCUCACUCAUAAGCAUGAUAACCAUGAUGAUUAUAAUGAAUAUAUUUAGUGUUGAUGUUUCAUGCUUUUAUUUCUGCAUUUUUAAAAUUACAUUCCAACACUCAACCUAUCUGAUCAUUCUAACCAUAAAAAAGAUAAAUAGUUCAUGAGUGGUCUUUCAAUGAUGUAGGCCUAUCAGUGUUAGACCACUUUUAACUGGCCCAUCGCUCUAAUGGUGUGUAUUAUUAUGGUAAUAUGGUAUGUUGCACUGAUAUUGUACUGAGACAUGGAACGGACCUGUUAAGUGGUAAAAUUGAAUUGGAUCUAUCAAAUGUGUGCUUUGAAAAGUUCAAUCUGUGUUAAUCAGACGUAACCUUUUCAUUGACAUACAUUAUGAAAUGACUAUCUGACCAUUUGCUGUUGCACACUGAUCAUCUGAAGUUAUAAUGACGUAUUUUUUUAAUCAUUUUUAUUAGUUUUCAGUUUUUUAUUUUAAAAUUUUUGUUUUUAUAUAUGAGUUUAAGAAAAUCAAAACAUGAAAUUGCAUUUUAAACCUAUUAUUUGCAAAGAAUGAGUAUCACAUUGUUAAUUAAAGUCAAAUAUGUAAAUAGAAAUAUUCAAGAACAAUAAUUUCUGUAUGUCAGCCUAAUUUCUCUGACUUUACGUCCACCUGUUCUAUGUGAACAGACCUGGCUUUUGUUCUCAGCAGGUCAUAGGCCUACUACUGGGUUUGCUUUUGUCCCACAUUGUUGUAUAUACAUGU